Messenger RNA from Telopea speciosissima, 1125 nucleotides. RefSeq names its product putative B3 domain-containing protein Os03g0621600. Gene Ontology annotation, molecular function: DNA binding. The transcript is spliced from 6 exons. Bases 1 to 1125 code for a protein of 374 amino acids. The record is from RefSeq and is a predicted model, not a curated record. NCBI's taxonomy places the organism in Eukaryota, Viridiplantae, Streptophyta, Magnoliopsida, Proteales, Proteaceae.
AUGAGUAGGAUUGUUAGUAUUGACAAUGAUAUGGCAGAACUGAAUGAGUUGUUCAAAUCCUCAUUUGGAGUUAUGAAGAAUUGGAUAAAAGACAUUGAAUCUGAAAUUACAGGUCUGAAGGAGGAUAUCCACAAUGAGUUUGCACGAAGAUAUGGAGAUCAAGUUCCAAAUGAAGUCAUUCUAAAGGUUCAUACCGGUUACAUGUGGAAAGUAGACAUAAAGAAAAGUGAUGGUCAAAUUUCAUUUACAAAUGGCUGGAAGUUAUUCUCCAAGCAUUUGAAACUCGACUAUGGUUGUUUAUUACUCUUUGAAUACGAUGUGCGUUCGACUUUCAAAGUAAUUGUGUUUGAGCCUAGUGGUUGUGAAUCACAAUAUUGCAUGUUGGAGUCUAAUGUCACAGAACCAAAAGAAGGUCAAAGAGGGAACUUACAAAAUAUGAUGUCAGGUUCAAUACGAACAUCAACCCAUCUCGUAUCAGCUGCUUCUAGUUCCAGUCAAUCUGUUAGAGGCAAUUUUGAUUUGGACUUACUAAGAAAGAAAAUGCGUGUAGCUCAUAACACAAUAGUAUCUGUAACACUUUACAUUAAAUCGAAGCCUCCUUCUUUCCAUGUCGUCAUGAAACCGUCGAAUCUACACAAGGGCUUGAAUGUUCAUCUUCCAUUUGCCCACAAACAUUUCAAGAAGGAAUGUCAUCUGAUUAACCUUCAUUUUAAUGUGGGAGACUGUUGUGUCUUCAAGGUUACUAAGAAGAAUAGCCCAAUUCAUGUCACAGUGGACAUUUUACGUGCCACACUCAACCAUGCCCUGCCUCUUCGAAAUGUAAAAGGACGAAAGCAAAGGACACAUGAAAUAGAAGACAGUAUGGCGUCUCAAGCUAUUGUCAAAGCAGCUUUCGUUUGUAACCACCUGACGGAUGCAGGUGAUACAGUCACACUCCUGGAUUCACAUGGUAGAAGAUUUAUGGUCGGGUUCGCCCAACGCAAAGGUCAGGGUAUAUUGGGUGCUGGUUGGGCUGAAUUUACAAAGAUAAACAAUAUACGUUUGGGGGAUGUUUAUGUAUUUGAUUUAAUUGACAAAACAGAUACUGAAACUGUAUUCAGGACAACUAUUAUCAGGGGAGUUUGA